Messenger RNA from Phoenix dactylifera (date palm), 602 nucleotides. RefSeq names its product major pollen allergen Ole e 10-like. The record is from RefSeq and is a predicted model, not a curated record. Lineage: Eukaryota; Viridiplantae; Streptophyta; Magnoliopsida; Arecales; Arecaceae.
CCACUGGAGUGUUAUAAAUACCAUGGCUACCCAAGGUCUGAAACCCAGCAGUCCAUCACACUUCAUACUUGUGUCUUCCUCCUGUUCUCUCCCAAUGGCUAAGUCAGUGCUGCCUCUACCUGUUUUCUGCCUUCUCCUGUUGCUGCUGUGCAUGAUCUUUGGGGGAACCGUGAAGUUGGUCAAUGGCCAGCUAUCAUCUCAGAAAACUUGGUGUAUCGCAAAGCCUUCGACCACUGAAUUAGCUCUCAAAGAUAACAUCCAGUUUGCCUGCAACAACAUCAACUGCAGCCCUAUUCAAAUAGGCGGUUCUUGCUUCUAUCCUGACACCACUAUAUCACACGCUUCAGUGGCUAUGAACCUUUACUACCAAGCAAAUGGGAGGAACUACUGGAACUGUGAGUUUGGUGGCUCUGGCUUGACAAGCUUUAGUGACCCAAGUUAUGGAAACUGCAAGUAUGAUUAAUAGAAGUUCUGCUCUGCUUCAGGGAGUUUGGCGAUGUGGUUCAAUUGUCCAUGAUUUCUCUAUUAUGUCCUCUUAUUGUAGUUGUGCUUAAACUAAAUAAUGAACCACAUAAAUAAAGUUAUGGUUAAUUUAAAGCAGC